Molecule: messenger RNA, 1608 nt
Organism: Fusarium sp. VM40
Lineage: Eukaryota; Fungi; Ascomycota; Sordariomycetes; Hypocreales; Nectriaceae
Source: the annotation of a GenBank genome assembly
AUGGGCCUCGUCGAAGCUUUUCUGGACAAGGUCUCACUCAAGACUUCCUUCAUCGUCCUCGUCGUCGCGUACAUAGCCUACUGCUUCUUCAGCCGCGUAGACGAGCAUCGAAGAAUCAGACGUCUUGGUCACUAUGGACCUCGUAUAAGAACAUAUGCGCCCUGGGGCCUAGAUCUCGUCGCCAGAUUCGUCAUGGACACCACAAAACACCAGAACCUGGCGUGCUGGAGAGAUGCUGUCUUUGGUGCACAGAACUCGUGGACCGUCGAGGCUCGUCUCCUUGGCCUGCGCAUGGUCUUCACCGCCGACCCAGCAAACGUCAAGGCUAUUCUGGCCACGCAGUUUGGUGACUACGGCAAGGGGAAGCCAUUCCAUAACGAGUGGAAGGACUUCCUGGGUGAUAGUAUAUUUACUACCGAUGGUGCUUCAUGGCAUACCAGUCGCCAACUCAUCAGGCCUCAAUUCACUCGAGACCGUGUGAGUGACUUGCACUGUUUCGAGGCUCACAUGCAGACACUGUUCAAAGCCAUUGCCAAUAGAGGACCGCUUCAGGGAGAGGAUCAAGUUGUUAAUAUGGAGAAUCUGGAUGGCAAGGAACUUGAUAUUAGCGAUCUAUUCUUCCGCUACACUCUUGAUGUUGCUACCGAGUUCCUUCUAGGGUGGGAUGUCAAGUCUCUAACCACACCAAGACAAGAAUUCGCAGAGGCUUUCAACGAAGUCCAACGCAUCCAAAACAUCAUCGCCCGCACUGGAAAACUCCGCCAUCUCAUCCCAAAGUAUAGGUUCUGGCGCUCUCUCAACACCGUGAACCACUUCAUCAACUUCUACAUCGAGCGUGCCCUGCGUCUAAGUCCCGAGGAGCUUGCCACCAAGGCAAAAGACGACCACAGCUACACCUUUCUCCAUUCCCUCGCGGGCUUCACGCGUGACCGCAAGGUCCUACGUGACCAGAUCAUUGCUGUUCUUCUCGCGGGGAGAGAUACCACCGCUGCGACGCUGUCGUGGGCUCUGUAUGAGCUGGGGAGGUAUCCCCACGCUGUCAAGAAGCUGCGCACUGAGAUCGUCUCGACAUUGGGGACGGAGCGUACGCCUACAUAUGAGCAUCUCAAGAGCAUGAGUUAUCUCAAGGCUGUUCUCAACGAGACUCUCCGCUUGUAUCCCGCCGUGCCUUUCAACGUCCGUCUCGCUCUCAAAGAUACAACUCUCCCACGCGGUGGCGGCCCAGACGGAUCCGAGCCACUCCCCGUUCUCAAGGAUUCACCCGUGGCAUACUCCACACUCGUCAUGCAGCGACGAGCCGACCUAUAUCCUCCCGUCAGCGACACAUUCGCCGAUCCCGGCAUCUUCAGUCCAGAUAGAUGGGCGCACUGGCACCCCAAGCCGCACGACUACAUCCCCUUCAACGCCGGUCCCAGGAUCUGCAUCGGUCAACAGUUUGCGCUGACCGAGAUGAGCUAUGUUCUGUGUCGGCUGUUUCAAAAGUAUGAUCGCGUGGAGAGCCGGAUGAAGGACAUCGAUGGAGGGGAGCCUGUUCUCAAGGCGGAUAUUGUACUCUCGCCUGGCCAGGGUGUCAAGGUUGCUUUUUGGGAAGCUCAGAAGUCUGGGUGA